Orbicella faveolata is the source of this 1778-nucleotide messenger RNA. RefSeq lists its product as uncharacterized. The record is from RefSeq and is a predicted model, not a curated record. Lineage: Eukaryota; Metazoa; Cnidaria; Anthozoa; Scleractinia; Merulinidae.
CAUCUUAAAAUUUCCGAAAAUUUUCGGAAAACGUGCAAACGUAUGCAAAAAGUAUAAAUGCCGAAAGAACGUGAAACUAGCACGUAAAUGAAUAUAAAACAUAGUCUGAGGUGACAUAGCCAUUAACCAAUGGUUUAUGAAAUUUUAAAAAAGUUGACACUUUCCUUCCGUUUCAAGACGGACGCUUGAGUCAUUGGGAUAUCACAGUAGACACACCAACCGAGACUGUGAAUUGACAUCAAUACUUUGAAGCAACUAGACAGCGUAUGAUGUUACCGUUUGUUUUCAACCUUGAGGCCCGGGACCUGGCUCAGGAUUGGCCAGUUGGGACAGUGUGACUUCGUACAGAGUGUCAUAACUAAACAUAACUAAAAAUCUGACUUCGACCGUUGAUAAACUAUCAAGCAAUGAAAGUUCUCUGUUACCAGCAACUCUGGAAAGUCAUUCUCGUGAUCAAUAAACACAAACCCGCUUUAAACGGUUUCUGUGGUAAUGAUAUUCUAAACACAUAAACACGUCAUUUUCGAAAAAGGAUAUUGAUAUUAUUGACCCAUCAGGCGUGAUAAGUAAAAGUCAUACCUGUUUGUCAGAAGAAUAAGACAACGACCAAUCACAAAACUUGCUUGUGGCAAGCCACCAUGAUGAAAACCAACGAAGAUACGGUUGAUCAACGGAUAGCAGCAGCGCUGUGGAUAAUUUAACUCUCGGGUGAAACACAACGCAAAAUUAAUUUCAAAUCUCUGAUUUUAGCUUGGAGAAGAGAACAUUUGGUUCGCCAAAAUGGGAAGUUUGAUACCCAUAAUCAGUAUCUUGUGUGGAGCCGUCGUCUUAUGCAAAGGUUGGGAAAUACCAUACGCGGGACAAAAUGGAAUGAAUCCAUUUAAGAAGAGUGAAAUCCCUGAUCCUGUUGAUACUGCCCAAACUGUUGGAAAUCCGCUGCCUUCAGCUUUCUUUGAGGAGCAAAUCACAACAGGAAGACAUCCUGACGAUGACAAGAGAUACACAAUUGAACAGCUUAACCAUGCUGCCAGACACCGUAACGUUUAUUUCGACACCGUUGGAGGCGACCCUUAUGGUCACAGCAGUCCCGUGCUUACGCGUUCACAUAUUGCUGUCCCUUACAAGAAGAGGAGAUCUCUUAUGCCGGCCGAAUCACCUCAAAAUGUCGCUGGAAGUCAGCUCCCGUCAGCUUUCUUUGAAGAGCAGGUUAUUGCAGGAAGACAUCCAGAUGACGAUAAAAGAUAUACCAUUGAGCAGUUGAAUCAUGCCGCCAGACACCGUAAUGUUUAUUAUGACAUGGUCGGAGGAGAUCCGUAUGGUCACAGCAGUCCCGUGCUUACCCGAUCACAUAUUGCUGUCCCUCACAAGAAGCGAAGAUCAGUUCCACAAGCUGAAUUAGUGUCUGCACCUGGUGCCAUCAGUCAAUAUUACCCAGCCGUGCAAUCCAGUCCACUAACCAUCCAACCAGCCGAGAAACGAGAUAGCAUUGCCAGGUUAAAUUAUGCUGCAAGACACAGAAAUGUUUAUUUUGAUUCCGUUGGUGGAGAUCCCUACGGUUCCAGUAGCCCCGUGCUCACACGGCAGCACAUCUUAAUUCAUCACAAAAAGAGAUCAGCUGAAGAGCAGGAGAUGAAGACAGAGAAAACAUUAAGGAAGAAGUUGCGACUCCACUAAUCUGAGGCUCUAGCAAUGGACUCUUUAACAAGCGCAUCAAAUCUGAAAUCUGUAUAUAUCGAAUUUAUGACAGUGGGAGAUGAAUAAACAACCUUAUUUUGUUA